This is a messenger RNA of Dromiciops gliroides (monito del monte), 555 nucleotides long. RefSeq names its product receptor expression-enhancing protein 6-like. NCBI's taxonomy places the organism in Eukaryota, Metazoa, Chordata, Mammalia, Microbiotheria, Microbiotheriidae. The transcript has a single exon. The coding region runs from base 1 to 555 and encodes 184 amino acids. The record is from RefSeq and is a predicted model, not a curated record.
AUGGGUAGUUUGAGGCAACAUUUCCAGAGGUUCCUGGAGCAGAAAAACAUUGUCACCUAUGUCCUGGAGAAGCUGGAGGAAAUCUCCAGUAUCAAAAAGUACUACCUGGCUAUAGGUACCAUUACCUUCUGGGCCCUCUAUCUCCUGUUUGGCUGUGGUGUCUCCCUGCUCUGCAGUCUCAUUGGAUUCAUCGACCCAGCAUGUGCCUCCUUCAAGGCCAUUGAGAGGCCCCACAAAGAUGACGACACCAUCUGGCUAACCUACUGGGUGGUAUGUGGCAGUAUUGGUCUGGCUGAGUUUUUCCUGGACAUCUUCCUUUUCUGGUGCCUCUUCUACUAUGUGGGGAAGUGGGCCUUCUUGCUGUGGUGCAUGCUUGCAGUGGCCUGUAAUGGCUGGCAGAGCCUGUAUCAUCACCUGAUCCACCCCAUCUUCCUGAGGCACGAGGCUUCCAUGGACAGCCUGGUGACUGACCUGAGCGGGACGAGCCCUGGACACGGCAGCCUAUUUGACCCGGGAAGCAUCCAAGUCGGGCAUGACUCACCUACAGAAGAAUAA